Aspergillus oryzae RIB40 is the source of this 339-nucleotide messenger RNA. RefSeq lists its product as uncharacterized. The coding region runs from base 1 to 339 and encodes 112 amino acids. NCBI's taxonomy places the organism in Eukaryota, Fungi, Ascomycota, Eurotiomycetes, Eurotiales, Aspergillaceae. The record is from RefSeq and is a predicted model, not a curated record. The transcript has 2 exons.
AUGUCUACUGACUCUAGUCACUAUACAGUCUUCACAACAAGUUUAUUCCUCAUUGCCAAAAAACGCCAAUGGGCAAUGCGCGAGGUCAUUACACGAUCUGCUCGACGAGCCACCCAGGCCAUCAAGACACCCUUGUCAGCCAGAUUUCCGAGAUCACAGACCCCGCGAGGCAUGGGUUCGGAGUUUUCUGCCAGUCGUGUCGAAGAAAGAAGCCAAAAGCUGAAGGUCAACCCAAUGCACAACGAUAUAGAGAAGAAUUCUCUAAUUACGGAAACCGAAAAAGCUAGGAAUGGGGGAAACGGUCGGGCGUGGGGUAUCGUGGACUUCUUUGUGCGUUGA